AUGGCUUCGAAAGUCGCUGUUGACGCUCUUGCUGGCCAAAAAGACGCGCCACAGUCAGAGACAAGAGCUCUAGAGACUCCCAAACACGAGUCAACAAGGGAGAGUAAAGAUGCGGAACAGCAAGAUAUUCUAGGUAACAAGGAUGAGGAUAACGAUAAGGAGUCAGGAGAAGUGCUUGAGGGAGGCGAGCAAGGUGAGGAGGAGAAGGAGGAGGGAGAAGAGCGUGAUAGCUCUCCUCCACCCUUACCAGAAGAAGAGCUCCCACCUCCCCUCCCUGAAGAAGCUCCUCCUGGCCAAGCUGAAGAUGACGGAUGGGAUCCGGUUUGGGAUGACAUUGCACAAGCUUAUUAUUUUUAUAACCGCUUCACUGGUCUCUCGCAGUGGGAGAAUCCUCGGGUACCCGACGCACAGCAACAAUCGCAACAAACAGACGCUUCAGAGUCAUCAGAGCGGCAGCAACCUAGCAAACCGCGAGUUGCUGGCGGCUACGAUCCCGCCAUCCACGGUGACUAUGAUCCCACCGCACCAUAUGCCCAGGUGACCCAGCAGCCAGAACUAGGCGCGUCAACUGCAGCUUUCUCUUCUUCCGACUCAAAUUAUAUAUACACAGCAACGGGCACGUUCAACCGGUUUACGGGUAAAUGGCAGGCGGGUGCCUUGACACCGGAGAACUUCAACGAUGAGAACAAAACUAGGAGACAGAUGCAGGCGUACUUCGAUGUGGAUGCGGCGGCCAAUAACCAUGACGGCAAGAGCCUCAAGGCCGAGCGGAGCGGGAAGAAGCUAACGAAAAAGGAGCUGAAAGCCUUUAAAGAGAAAAGAAGAGAGAGGAAAGAAGAGAAACGGAGGGCGUGGCUAAGGGAUUAA
This is a messenger RNA of Paracoccidioides brasiliensis Pb18, 867 nucleotides long. RefSeq lists its product as uncharacterized. The record is from RefSeq and is a predicted model, not a curated record. The coding region runs from base 1 to 867 and encodes 288 amino acids. Gene Ontology annotation, molecular function: protein binding. The transcript has a single exon.